Molecule: messenger RNA, 5619 nt
Organism: Phacochoerus africanus (Common warthog)
Lineage: Eukaryota; Metazoa; Chordata; Mammalia; Artiodactyla; Suidae
Gene: ATP8B2
Product: ATPase phospholipid transporting 8B2
Exons: 27
Coding region: 161-3790 (1209 amino acids)
Biological process (GO): phospholipid translocation; Golgi organization
Cellular component (GO): plasma membrane
Molecular function (GO): magnesium ion binding; ATP binding; ATP hydrolysis activity
Source: RefSeq, a predicted model, not a curated record
AGGAUGGCCGGGGCUGCAGGUGGGGCGCGCGCCCGACGGCCGGGGCUCCCCUCUGAGCGGCCGCAGCUCUUGUGCCUUCCUGGGGGGCCGCCCCAUCGGAGCCGCUGAGGCCAAAAACAGACCGACAGGCAGUCCGUCCUUCCCCGCUCAAACUGGGAUCAUGACGGUCCCCAAGGAGAUGCCCGAGAAGUGGGCCCGGGCCGGGGCGCCCCCCACCUGGAGCCGAAAGAAGCCCUCUUGGGGGACAGAAGAAGAAAGGAGGGCGCGGGCCAAUGACCGAGAAUACAAUGAGAAAUUCCAGUAUGCGAGUAACUGCAUCAAGACCUCCAAGUAUAAUAUUCUCACCUUCCUGCCUGUCAACCUCUUUGAGCAGUUCCAGGAAGUUGCCAAUACCUACUUCCUGUUCCUUCUCAUUCUGCAGUUGAUCCCACAGAUCUCCUCCCUGUCCUGGUUCACCACCAUUGUGCCUUUGGUCCUUGUCCUUACCAUCACAGCUGUUAAAGAUGCCACUGAUGACUAUUUCCGCCAUAAGAGUGAUAACCAGGUGAAUAACCGUCAGUCUCAGGUGCUGAUCAAUGGAAUCCUCCAGCAGGAGCAGUGGAUGAAUGUCUGUGUUGGUGAUAUUAUCAAGCUAGAAAAUAACCAGUUUGUGGCGGCGGAUCUCCUCCUCCUCUCCAGCAGUGAGCCCCAUGGGCUGUGUUACAUAGAGACGGCAGAACUCGAUGGAGAGACCAACAUGAAAGUACGGCAGGCGAUUCCAGUCACCUCGGAAUUGGGAGACAUCAGUAAGCUUGCCAAGUUUGAUGGUGAAGUGAUCUGUGAACCUCCCAACAACAAACUGGACAAGUUCAGCGGAACCCUCUACUGGAAGGAGAACAAGUUCCCCCUGAGCAACCAGAACAUGCUGCUGCGGGGCUGUGUGCUGCGAAACACCGAGUGGUGCUUCGGGCUCGUCAUCUUUGCAGGUCCUGACACUAAGCUGAUGCAGAACAGCGGCAGGACAAAAUUUAAGAGAACAAGCAUUGAUCGCCUAAUGAAUACACUGGUGCUCUGGAUUUUUGGAUUCCUGGUCUGCAUGGGGGUGAUCCUGGCCAUUGGCAAUGCCAUCUGGGAGCAUGAGGUUGGGACACGCUUCCAGGUCUACCUGCCCUGGGAUGAAGCGGUGGACAGUGCCUUCUUCUCCGGCUUCCUCUCCUUCUGGUCCUACAUCAUCAUCCUCAACACCGUCGUGCCCAUAUCACUCUAUGUCAGUGUGGAGGUCAUCCGCCUGGGCCACAGCUACUUCAUCAACUGGGACAAGAAGAUGUUCUGCACGAAGAAGCGGACGCCGGCGGAGGCCCGCACCACCACCCUCAAUGAGGAGCUGGGUCAGGUGGAGUACAUCUUCUCCGACAAGACGGGCACCCUCACCCAGAACAUCAUGGUCUUCAACAAGUGCUCCAUCAACGGCCGCAGCUACGGUGACGUGUUCGAUGUCCCAGGACACAAAGCUGAAUUAGGAGAGAGGCCUGAACCUGUGGACUUCUCCUUCAAUCCGUUGGCCGACAAAAAGUUUUUAUUUUGGGACCCCACCCUCUUGGAGGCUGUCAAGAUGGGGGAUCCCCACACGCACGAGUUCUUCCGCCUCCUUUCCCUGUGUCACACCGUCAUGUCGGAGGAAAAGAACGAAGGGGAGCUGUACUAUAAAGCCCAGUCUCCGGACGAGGGGGCCUUGGUCACUGCAGCCAGGAACUUUGGUUUCGUGUUCCGCUCUCGUACCCCCAAAACCAUCACUGUCCACGAGAUGGGCGAGGCCAUCACCUAUCAGCUGCUGGCCAUCCUGGACUUCAACAACAUCCGAAAACGGAUGUCGGUCAUAGUGCGGAAUCCAGAGGGGAAGAUUCGACUGUACUGCAAAGGGGCUGACACCAUCUUGCUGGACAGACUCCACCACUCUACCCAAGAGCUGCUCAACACCACCACUGACCACCUGAAUGAGUAUGCGGGCGAAGGGCUGAGGACCCUGGUCCUGGCCUACAAGGAUCUGGAUGAAGAGUACUACGAGGAGUGGGCUGAGAGACGACUCCAAGCCAGCCUGGCCCAGGACAGCCGGGAGGACCGGCUGGCCAGCGUCUAUGAGGAGGUUGAGAGUGACAUGAUGCUGCUGGGAGCCACGGCCAUUGAGGACAAGCUUCAGCAAGGGGUUCCGGAGACCAUUGCCCUCCUGACGCUGGCCAACAUCAAGAUCUGGGUGCUGACAGGAGACAAGCAAGAGACGGCCGUGAACAUUGGCUAUUCCUGCAAGAUGCUGACGGACGACAUGACAGAGGUGUUCAUCGUCACUGGCCACACAGUCCUGGAGGUGCGAGAGGAGCUCAGGAAAGCCCGGGAGAAGAUGAUGGACUCGUCCCGCAGCGUAGGCAAUGGCUUCACCUACCAGGAGAAACUUUCUUCUUCCAAGCUCAGCUCUGUCCUAGAAGCUGUGGCUGGGGAGUAUGCCCUGGUCAUCAAUGGGCACAGCCUGGCCCAUGCAUUAGAGGCAGACAUGGAGCUGGAGUUUCUGGAGACGGCCUGUGCCUGCAAAGCUGUCAUCUGCUGCCGGGUGACCCCCUUGCAGAAGGCACAAGUGGUGGAACUGGUUAAGAAGUACAAGAAGGCUGUGACCCUUGCCAUCGGGGAUGGAGCCAACGAUGUCAGCAUGAUCAAAACGGCUCACAUUGGUGUGGGCAUCAGUGGGCAGGAAGGGAUCCAGGCAGUCCUGGCCUCCGAUUACUCCUUCUCCCAGUUCAAGUUCCUGCAGCGCCUCCUGCUGGUGCAUGGGCGCUGGUCCUACUUGCGCAUGUGCAAGUUCCUCUGCUAUUUCUUCUACAAGAACUUUGCUUUCACCAUGGUCCACUUCUGGUUUGGCUUCUUCUGCGGCUUCUCGGCCCAGACUGUCUAUGACCAGUAUUUCAUCACCCUUUAUAACAUCGUGUACACCUCCCUCCCAGUCCUGGCUAUGGGGGUCUUCGAUCAGGAUGUCCCAGAGCAGCGGAGCAUGGAGUACCCCAAGCUGUAUGAGCCAGGCCAGCUGAACCUCCUCUUCAACAAGCGGGAAUUCUUCAUCUGCAUCGCCCAGGGCAUCUAUACAUCCGUGCUCAUGUUCUUCAUCCCCUAUGGGGUGUUUGCUGAGGCCACUCGGGAUGAUGGUACCCAGCUGGCUGACUACCAGUCCUUUGCAGUCACGGUGGCCACGUCCCUGGUCAUCGUGGUCAGCGUGCAGAUUGGGCUGGAUACUGGCUACUGGACAGCCAUCAACCACUUCUUCAUCUGGGGCAGCCUGGCCGUUUACUUUGCCAUCCUCUUUGCCAUGCACAGCAAUGGGCUCUUUGACAUGUUUCCGAACCAGUUCCGGUUUGUGGGUAAUGCCCAGAACACCCUGGCCCAGCCCACUGUGUGGCUGACCAUCGUGCUCACCACAGUCGUCUGCAUCAUGCCUGUGGUCGCCUUUCGAUUCCUCAGGCUGAACCUGAAGCCCGAUCUCUCGGACACGGUCCGCUAUACCCAGCUGGUGAGGAAGAAGCAGAAGGCCCAGCACCGCUGCAUGCGGCGGGUGGGCCGCACGGGUUCCCGGCGUUCUGGCUAUGCCUUCUCCCACCAGGAGGGCUUCGGGGAGCUCAUUAUGUCUGGCAAAAACAUGCGGCUUAGCUCCCUGGCGCUCUCCAGCUUCACCACCCGCUCCAGCUCCAGCUGGAUUGAGAGCCUGCGCAGGAAGAAGAGUGACAGCGCCAGCAGCCCCAGUGCAGGGGCUGACAAGCCCCUCAAGGGGUAAAGGCUGGGACAGGGACGCCCCGUGCUGGUGAUCAGCGCACGUGGGGCUGGCCGGCCACCAAGGGGACAGCGUCUCGGAACUGCGGGUCCUCUUUCCUUGCCUAGGUCCUCAUCCUGUCUCCCCUGUAGACUCUGUCCUGCUGGUCCCUCUAGGAGCCACGGGGGCGUCCCCAGCUGAGGGUCCUCCCAGCAGCUGGGAGGGUGGAGGGGGCAGGCCCCAAAGGCAGAGUCGGGGCUGGGCAUUGGGAAUCAGCCCCAGUGGGGGAUCAGAUGUGGAACCAAAAACAGAAGAAAAAACUGUGAGAGAUUUUGUCUGCCUCUGCCCUGCCUGGGAGUCCACAGGGAGACGAUAAUCUCUGUAUUUUUUUACUCCCGCUCCCCAGAGGGGCCCCAGAGCCCCCGUUCCUGAAUUACACAAGAAUGUAUCAUGCCGGGAAGCCAGAGACCUGCUGGGGCCCUGGGCCCCUCACAGUGUGUGUGUGUGUGUGUCUCUCCUUGAUUUGUGUUUGUGUCCAGUUUGGUUUUGUCUUUUUUAUUUGGCAAGUGGAGGAGGCCUUUGUGUGACUUUUGUGUCGUGGUUGGUGUCUUAACUCUCCUGGGGGAGAGGAGGCUGGCACACACGGGUGCCCCAGCCUGGCUGGAUGUGGGGAGGAGCCCUCCAGCGGCUGAUGCCCGUGGGGGACAAAGAGGCCGACCAAGGAGGGAGGUGCCUGUCAGCCAGAGUCUACAGGAGGGUCUGGUCCUGUCCUUCCUCACCCUGAGAGUGAAGUGCCACCCCCUCCCCAACACGUGUAUCUCAACUCCUGGAUUCCGUAAGUCCUGCUGGUAUUGGGCUGGAGCCUGGGAAAGUGGCCCCAUCCGUCUCAGUGACCUAAAGCUGGGUAUGAAAUGUAGGCCGAAAAACAUGUUCUUUAAUUUUAAAUUUAGACCCAGGUUCAUUAGCAGAGUCCAUCCCGACUUCCCUUCUCCCUCCUCAUUGGUGUUUUCCUGCACCUGCCCCCCAGGACCUGAAGCGGCCCGAAAGGGGAAGCUGAGCACUGUGAGGUGAGGCUGAAGGGAAGCCGACCUCUGCUUCUCCCUUCUGGUAAACAAGGGGUCCCACCCGCUCCAGGCCUGUCAUUGGGCAGGAGCUGGGGGGUCUAUGUGGGGUGGGUGGGGGCAGAGCAGGGGAGACGGCCGCUCCGCUCCGUGCCCGGCUUAGUCUGCACAGCAGAGCCUGGGCUUGCCUGUCCUUCGUCUCCAUCUGCACCUAGGAAGCUCUUCCCCAAGUUAGGUGUCUCCCAAGUUGGCUGCCAAAUCUGUCUUGGGAAGAACUGCUUCCUUGUCUUUGGUAGUGGAGGGAGUUACUCAGGAAUGGUGUGGAGCUGGGAGUGUGGGGUAUGGAGAUCUCAAACGGUCGACAUGGGGGUCCCAAGGGAAUUGGAGGUGGGUCGUGGUGAGGCGGGUGGGUGGGCAGGGAGUGGGGGCGGGGAAAGCGUGACAGGGAAAUUCCUUUAGGCCACACGGUUUACAAACCCAACAUCAUGUCUGUUUGUGUGUCUCUCAAGGUGAGAGUCUGAUUUUUAUACCAAAGAGGAAAAGAUUUUUUUUCAUAUUUGGUUUGUCUAUAUUAUAUAAAUAUAAAUAUAUAUAUAUAUAUACAGUUAUAUAUAUAUUAUUUUUUUGGUUCUCUCUCAUUUUUUAGGGAGGGAGGAAAGUACCAAGUUGCAUUGAACUGUAAUUAAGGAACAUUCUGUAUAAUUUAUGACACAUUUCUAUACUUGCAAAAAUUAUAUCAUUUUAUGGAUAUAAGAGAAAAAUGCCUUUUUAUAAAAUUCCGAUUUCUGAGAA